AUUGAAUCUCCAAGUAAGCUCCAAGACAGCAUAACUUAUCACCCUAUCCGUAUGCCGUCAGGAACGCCGCGGUGCAGAACCCAGAGCCCCGUUGUACACUUGGACUGACGAAACUCGCACUACUCCCAACGGUACUUGCACUCCUCCCAAUAGUCCUUGGGCUGAAAACAACAUCCCGCCCUGCCAGCUUCGACUGCUUCAGCAGCCCAACGAUCAUCACCAGCAGAGAGGCCAUAAUUCUUCUCCGCCCCAGACCCCGACGGCUUCGCCUCACCCGCAGCUUAUCGCGCCUGCUUCCGCUCGAACGUCUUCCUCCUCCGCGUGGCAUGAAGUCUUCCUCCGGCUCUGACAAUGCCACGCUUGCUGGCGCGGGUGACGCCAGGAGCACCGCUACUUCGGUCGAGAAGGCUACUAAGAGAUUUACUCACCCUGGCUCCAUCAAGUCGUGUUCGCAGGCAAAGAAACGUCGUCACCUGCGCCAUUGCCGCAUCACGGCCUCUUCGCGUGCGAAGCACUACGCGCCUCGCUUCCUGCGCCGUUUGACACGGGCCGCCUCCACUAGCUACAUGUGCGUGCUGUGUCGCGAUAUCUUUUCGCGAAGGGACAUUCUCAAGCGUCAUUUCCAGAACCACUACAUUCGCCGAGGUAACCCGACUAAUCCUACUCACUUGUCUCACCUCAGGCUCAUGUUCAGGAAGGCGCUGCUGCGCCGAAGGUGGCUCUUGGUCAAGAUACCAUCCAGCGAUGGUUCGACUUUCUGGUUAUGUCUACGAAGACAUAACUAGAGCCAGUCAUUGCGCGUCAUCAGUUUGACUAGGCCUGGCAACGACGAUUACCAAGAUAGAAGGUGUUUGAGGGGAUCUCUCAUAGGUAAUUCUGGCAGUAGUGACAAUUUCGGUCGAGCAUGAAACGGCAGCGCUCCUAGAUCCGCAAUGCUCAAUGCGACUCAGCAGGGAGAGCCUCUUCUGGCGGCGGCGGUGGUGGGGGAUCAGGCAAAAUUUCUGUUCAACUAGAUGUCAACACAACGAGCGAUAGCAGCCAGCUUUGAACUCCGGCGAAUCGCUCGAAGACCAUCCAUACUUUUUUGCCGCCUUAUUUACUCGUUUUCGAUCUCUUUUCAUCUUGUUAGAAGGCUCCCAGGAAAAACUUGUGAUAG
Messenger RNA from Colletotrichum godetiae, 1156 nucleotides. RefSeq lists its product as uncharacterized. The record is from RefSeq and is a predicted model, not a curated record. The transcript is spliced from 2 exons. Lineage: Eukaryota; Fungi; Ascomycota; Sordariomycetes; Glomerellales; Glomerellaceae. Bases 327 to 785 code for a protein of 152 amino acids.